Molecule: messenger RNA, 2794 nt
Organism: Benincasa hispida (wax gourd)
Lineage: Eukaryota; Viridiplantae; Streptophyta; Magnoliopsida; Cucurbitales; Cucurbitaceae
Product: catalytics
Biological process (GO): carbohydrate metabolic process
Cellular component (GO): chloroplast
Source: RefSeq, a predicted model, not a curated record
AACCCUUUUCCAUUUUUUUCCUUCUCAAUUCCCUUCCUCUAUGCUCAGAAUUCUUUCCCUCCGCCGCUUCCUCCGCCACUGCAACCCCUCCGAUUCCUCUCCAAAGUCACCCUCACUUCCAUUCCCACGCUUUCCCUUUCCUUCUUCGCCUUUUUCAUUCCGUUUAUCUACACCCAUUUACCCUCACAAGCUCCUCGCCAUGGCUGCACAGUCCUCCGGUGGUAGCGCUCACCCUCACAACUACACCAACCACCUUGCCACUGAGCACAGUCCUUAUCUCUUGCAGCAUGCCCAUAAUCCGGUUAAUUGGUAUCCGUGGGGAGAGGAAGCAUUUGCGGAAGCUCAGAAGAGAAACGUGCCUAUCUUCUUAUCUAUUGGAUACAGCACCUGCCAUUGGUGUCAUGUUAUGGAAGUUGAAUCGUUUGAGAAUGAAGAGGUAGCCAAACUGUUAAAUGAUUGGUUUAUCAGUAUCAAGGUUGAUCGUGAGGAGCGACCAGAUGUUGAUAAGGUGUACAUGACAUAUGUUCAGGCUCUUUAUAGUGGUGGGGGUUGGCCGCUCAGUGUCUUUCUCUCUCCUGAUUUGAAACCUUUGAUGGGUGGGACUUACUUUCCACCUGAUGAUAAAUACGGGAGACCUGGAUUUAAGACCGUCCUUAGGAAAGUGAAGGAAGCAUGGGAUAAUAAAAGAGAUGUUCUUGUCAAGAGUGGAACUUUUGCUAUUGAACAACUUUCUGAGGCCUUGUCUGCUACUGCAAGUUCUAAUAAAUUGCCAGAAGAACUCCCACAAAAUGCACUACGUUUAUGUGCUGUGCAACUUUCUCAAAGCUAUGAUCCAAAUUUCGGUGGAUUUGGUUCAUCUCCUAAAUUUCCGAGACCAGUUGAGGUUCAACUUAUGCUUUAUUAUGCCAAAAAAUUGGAAGAAUCUGGGAAGUCAGAUGAAGCAGAGGAAAGCCUGAAUAUGGUCACUUUUGGUCUCCAAUGUAUGGCAAGAGGGGGUAUUCAUGACCAUGUUGGAGGUGGCUUUCACAGAUAUAGUGUGGAUGAGUGCUGGCAUGUUCCCCACUUUGAGAAGAUGCUUUAUGAUCAAGGACAGAUUACAAAUGUUUAUCUGGAUGCUUUUUCGAUAACCAAGGAUGCCUCUUAUUCAUGUGUAUCUCGUGAUGUUCUUGAUUAUCUGCGGAGAAACAUGAUUGGACCCCAAGGCGAAAUAUUUUCUGCAGAGGAUGCUGAUAGUGCUGAAUCUGAAGGAGCUACAAGAAAAAAAGAAGGGGCCUUCUAUGUGUGGACAAGUAAAGAGCUCGAUGACAUACUUGGUGAGCAUGCAGAUUUCUUCAGGGAUCAUUAUUACAUAAAGCCUUCAGGAAAUUGUGAUCUUUCCAGAUUGAGUGAUCCUCAUGGUGAAUUCAAAGGAAAGAAUGUUCUUAUUGAGAUGAAAAGUGUAUCUGAGAUGGCAUCAAAACAUGGCAUGCCUGUUGAAAAAUAUCUUGAGAUUUUGGGGGAAUGUAGGCAAAAGCUUUUUAAAGUAAGAGAGCAUCGACCAAAGCCACAUCUGGAUGAUAAGGUAAUUGUUUCAUGGAAUGGGCUGACAAUCUCAUCGUUUGCAAGAGCCUCAAAGAUUCUCGGGAAUGAAAAGGAGGGCACAAGAUUCUACUUUCCAGUUGUUGGCUGCGAUGCAAAAGAGUACUUUGAGGUUGCGGAGAAAGCUGCUCUUUUUAUUAGGACAAAGCUUUACGAUGAACAAACGCAUCGGUUACAACAUAGUUUCAGGAAUGGGCCAUCCAAAGCUCCUGGAUUUCUUGACGACUAUGCAUUUCUAAUUGGAGGGUUACUUGAUCUCUAUGAAUAUGGUGGUGGACUGAAUUGGUUAGUCUGGGCAAUAGAACUUCAAGCCACCCAGGAUGAGCUGUUUCUUGAUAGAGAGGGUGGAGGGUACUACAAUACUACUGGUGAAGACGCAUCUGUUCUUCUACGGGUGAAGGAAGAUCAUGAUGGGGCUGAGCCAUCUGGGAACUCGGUUUCAGCUAUCAAUCUUAUCAGGUUAUCCUCACUGGUUUCUGGAAGUAGGUCCAACCAUUACAGACAGAACGCUGAGCAUCUUCUGGCCGUUUUCGAGAAAAGAUUAAAGGACAUGGCUGUGGCUGUACCUUUGAUGUGUUGUGCAGCUGACAUGUUUUCAAUUCCAUCUAGAAAGCAAGUUGUCUUGGUCGGCCAUAAGAAUUCGGCACAGUUUGAAACUAUCCUCGCUGCAGCUCAUGCUUCAUAUGAUCCCAAUAGAACUGUUAUUCACAUCGAUCCAACAGACGACACGGAACUACAAUUUUGGGAAGGAAACAAUAGGAACGUUGCUGUUAUGGCGAAGAACAAUUUUGCUGCAGAUAAGGUAGUGGCUUUGAUUUGCCAAAACUUCACUUGUAAAGCCCCCAUAACUGACCCUGGAUCUCUAGAGGCCAUGCUUGCACAGAAACCUUCCUGAUCAUGUUGCUGCAUUUAGCAUUAUCCUAAUGUCUUAUAUACAUCAUAUCCUUUCUGAAAUAGUUGUACACAUAAUUAGGUUGAUUUUUUGGUGGAAAUCAUGUGUCAGGUUGAAAUAGAAAAGUGGUCUUUAAAGUUUUCUCAUCUCUGUUUUUGGUUGUUCAAAAGUGAGGUUGAGUUGGGUAGAGAAGACAGAUAUCGUGGUGUCUUGCCAAGGAAAUCUCCAGGUUGUAUUCCAAUGUUGAAUAAAUAACAGCAUAACUCUGUUCUCAACAUAACUCAAAAUUCUAAAAGAGUAAUGAUUUUAUUGUGAGAAUUCGAA